AAAACGAAAGCGAUGCAGAUACACUGAUCAGUGUGCAGAUAGCAACAUAUCUAAACAUUUGCACUCCUCCAAUCAUUCUACUGCCGACUGGUCCACCCUUGGCUUAUAUUGCAUGCACUGCAAGACAACCAAACGGAAGACUUUGGAGAAACGUUUAAUUUUUAGCCUAAAAAUUCUUUAUCCCAAUGGUCUUAAUAAACAUUUUGAUUUUUAUCAUUAACUUAAAAAUACGUAAACAAUAGGUUGGUAUGAUAUAACAAAGCAAAAACACGACGCAUAACAAAGCAAUAGAAAGCGUAACAAAUCUCGGGUGAAACCCCCUGCUUGCAUCCAUCGUUGAAGCCUUGCGGCGACGAUGGUGCGGACGAUGUAUCUGGUGGUGCAAGUCUGUCACGGAAUUUGAAAUCGCCAACAUGUUGCUGCUCAUCAGAACUUUAAGAUACAGCAAUGUGCACAAACUGAGUGGCGUGGUUUCUAGAAAUUUAGUUCCCAGUUUUCUCAAUGGAUAUGAAGAUAUACCAAGACUAUGUGCGAAGAGCUCGAUUGCUUGGCGAAAUUCGCGAACCUUCCCACAGGCAACGGUCCAGAGGCAUUUUUCAACAACCUCGAAUCUAACUAAAGGUCAUGGAGCUGUCUCAAUGCAUGUCGUAUCAUUUGAAGGAAGGCCUGCUCUGAAAAUUGAAUGGGAUGACAGCAGGGCAAGUCAUUUUCCGUUUGUAUACAUAAGGGACAACUGCUUAUGUCACCUGUGUUAUGAUGGCUCUGCGAAGCAAAGAACGUAUAAUUCUGUAAAGGAAGUUUUUGGGGACCCCGAAGAGUUGACAAAUAUAGCAGCACAAUCGGUAACUUAUGAUCCAGACCAUAAAAAUGUUACUAUUUCUUGGCCUGAUGGACAUCAGUCCAUUUUUGAUUUAACAUGGUUCGAAGAAAGGAAGUUCCCAGAAUCACUGGAGGAUCAACAACAAAACAGCACAAGCUUUGUACCUCGAAAGAUUCCUUGGCCAGAUAAUUUUCGGUGCCCAGAGGCAGAUUUCCAGGCCAUUAUUAAUAAUGAUUUGGAUUGUCACGAUUGGAUUUCGAACCUCGCUACCCAUGGCCUCACUCUCAUAAAAAAUGCGCCUGCUGAGCCAAAUACGUUGUCAAUUAUUGCCAGGAAAGUAGGUGGGUUUAUCAGAAAGACUCAUUAUGGAGAGAUUUUCAAAGUUAAGAGCAAACCAGACCCAAGUAAUAUUGCUUACUCAGGCCGGGAAACACCACUCCAUGUAGAUUUAGCCUAUUACCAGUAUCAACCUUCUAUUCAAUUCCUGCACUGCAUUAAACAGACAGGUGAUACAAAUGGUGGGGCGAAUUCCUUCGUUGAUGGUUUCAGCGUUGCAGAGUUCUUUCGGAAAGAGCACCCGGAAGUGUUUCGUACACUCUCAACACUGAAAUUUACGUUCAGGGAUAUUGGCACAGACGAAUAUGGUGAAUUCGAGAAGAAGCUGGAGCGACCAGUUAUUGGUAUUGACGACAGUGGACGCUACACAAAUAUCGCCUAUAACAAUUUCACGAGAAGCUCGUUUUUGAAUGUUCAGUUGGCUGAUGUAUACAAACUGUACGAAGCUUACUUCAUGUGGACAAAGAAGAUCAAUGAAAAAAGCGAAGAGAUGGUACAUAAAUUGAAGCCUGGGGAAAUAUGGGCGUUUGACAAUAUUAGAAUCCUGCAUUCAAGGACAACCUUUGAUGUUUCGAAGGAAGAAAGAUAUGUAGAGGGGAUGUACUUAGAUUGGGACGAGGCUUACUCUUCGCUACGUACCCUGAGAAGGAGGCUUGGAAAAAAUACCGGUGACAGCAAUUCCUUUUAGUACUGUUCCAUCUACCAAGUGUUUUUAUUGAAGCUACAAUAAUCCGAGAACUGACCGAGGGUAGUAUAAUUCAUUAGUUAAAAUCGAGUUUUGAACUCCAUAGAUUUAAUUUGCUUAUUUGGUAUAUUGGAGUAUAUUUAAAUUGUUUGAUCUACUUUUUGGUUCUGUGUGAAGCAAAUUGCCGCGCUUUCUUAUCGGAAACAUCAAAGCAGGGAUGUCCCGUACUUGCUAACUAACUUGCUCCAGUCACCACACGGCCUCUACCUUAAUUGCUUUUUAACAGGUCUCGAGUAAUGCCUCGACGUUCAUAAAGUUUGGUGGCACAUUAAUUUCAAUUGUCUCUGUUUACAAACCUUAAAGAAUUUGAGUCCAUGUUGACAUGAAUUUCUUUCGGCUUUGCACUAAUCAUUUCUCCAUUUCUUAUAUUUGCCCCUUCAAUCUUAUCGCUUUAUUUUCUUUUGUGACACUCUCCUUGAGUUCAAAAUACUUGAGGCGGAAUUUAUCUGAAGAAGUUGGGGCUUUUUAGGGUCCUGGUAGUCGCUUUUAGUAUGCUCUUCUUCGUAGUCUUUGGUGCCGAUUCGGUAGGCAUUAAUUUUAUAGGGAACAUUUCUUGUCAAUAUGGCAGAAUUCGUAGAAGACGUGCAUUUUGGGUAUGCCAAACCUUUCAAAGCUAAAUUUGUUAGCAUGUGACUUUAUCCGAAUAUGGUCUAGAAAGCCACCUUCGCUAAAUCAAUACAUAUAAAAUGAUGACGGUGUAAAUUCGCCUGUAUAUUCUGUUUCUUGAUUGGUCACACUUUGUUCAAUAUCCCGUCUCUGCACGCUAUUGAGUGUUGCUUUCGUCUUUGCCCUGAUAUUUUUUCCAUUGUUUCUAAGUUGUUCGUAAGAUUUUAAAGUAUUUUCUACGAUUCUUGACAGACUGUAUUCAAAUUUUACACGCCAUUCCCCCAGUUCAUUUUUUUAUGUCGCUGCUGGCAUAAUAUCAUACGCCUUUACUAUGAAUAGAGAGGGGGACAGAUAUGAGUUCUGACUUUAUAUACAGUUUAUCUGCAUUCUUUAGGACGUUUGUCUCAGCAGCUGUGUCUCAGAACUAUAACUUUUACAUUCGCUAAGCAUUUGGUUUAUAGUUUCUAUAUCAAUGCUAAGCUGACGGUUUUCGCACCGUCCAAAUAAUACAGUUAGUAUGAUGGAAUCAAAUUUGAAAUUCUUUGGGUAGUCUACAAAUCACAAGGAGAAGACUACUCCUCAAUCAAGUGAAAUUGGAAACAGCCGAAAACCAGUAUCCAAGUAAAUAUUUUUUCAUCAGAUAUGCACUUACAGACGGAUACACUGACUGAAGCCAGUCGGUAUUUGAUUUCAAGAUGUAUUUUUAUGUCGAUUCGAUCAAAAGCAAAACAUCAUUUCAAAUUAGCUAAAAUUCAAAUAAAUCAAAGAUACCCUAGGCUGAAAAGUCCUUUUUUGGAAGGAGCACAGAUUCAUGCGUUUUACCAGCCUCGAAAAAUUAAGCUGACUUUGGACUCCCUUAUUUUCAGAAUGGCAAUCUGAAAGUGUCCAGGAAAUGCUGCUUAUCCUCGUUAAAUUUUCAUGUCGACUUGAUUAGACAGAUUGUUUACAAGUUCCACCUGCUAGCCGAUUUUGAUAAUGAAACCUCCGUGACAAUGACUUGAUGACACACCCAGAUUGAAAGGAAGCUCUACGUUAUAUCUUUGUCAAUUUGAUAGCACGAUUCGUUUUCCUAAUGCAAAAGAAUGGCAAAUUGUGACUUCCAUAGGCCAGAUUAGAAGUACUGAAUCGCAGAUUCUGGGACAUUGCAAUAGUGCAAGUUAAGGGAUGAUUCAAGUGGCUGAUUUUGUUCUAAUAGAUUAUCUUUGUUUAAUGUGGCAUCGUCAUUUUUACUGAAGGAAGUUGUCUUCAAACAAUCUUUUGAUGGUACAAACUUGAAAAUGGCUUUGAAAAAAAGCGAACAUUUUAGUAAAUUAAAGCUUUUCGUCUGACACUCUUCAGAGUUUAGAACGUCAGAACAAAGAUCGAAAACUCUACGCUAGGAAAUAUAUAUACCCAGUUGUGAAUCGAAAUAGGCCAAUCAGAAACGCGAGCACAUGACAGUCAUCUAAAUUGUCUUCAUCUAAGUUUACAUUUUUCUACUAUCAAGCCCGAGUACUACACUGGAAUCGAGAGGGCGUCCGCCAUUUUAAUUUACAUUUGCCAUAAACAAAAGAAGCAAAUAUUAGAGAAAAGAAAUUCGGCGAACAGCGUACGCAGAUGCCCAACUGCUCCACGUAUGGAUUACAAUCAUAGAAAAAUAACUCAAUUUAUACCACUUUGACGCCAAUCUUGUCAAUUUGCUUACCAUUUCCUGUAGCCUAGCUUGACCUUCCAGAGAGAGGGGAAGGUUUCAGGGUCAUAAAAAGUAAAAUUUACCGUCGAAAACAUUGAUGAAGGACAAUGAAGUUGCUAGUUCACCAACCGUCAGACUAUUUUACCCAUCAACUAAUGAAUUUUUGCACCAAUAGUGGAUUUACAAAAUGUCUUACAAACUAAGGAGUAUCACCCCUCCUAAGCCCUUCGCUAGCUAUACUCCUGACGAUUUCUAUUCAAAGUUGAAAUUGAGGUAAUCAGCAUGUUAACUAUGCAGAGUUAGAACACUGUUAUCCGUUCAUCAAUUAUUGAUUUGCGUCUAUUUGUCUACUUUGAAUAUUCAUGAGAUAAAUGCUGGUUAUAGCAAGAAAUGAAACGUGUUUUCAAAGCAAGACACAAGUUGUAUAUAUAUAUCAAAGAGAUACCAAGCAGAAACAAAAUCAUAUUAUGAUACUAUGAUAUACGCAAUGUGAUGCCUUUAAGCGAUGGUUUUAAAAUGCAAACUCGUGAAUUUUCAAACACAAGCAAGAAGCAAAGAACUUCAAUACAGCUAAAAUAAUGAUAUGAAUUAAUUUCA
This is a messenger RNA of Rhopilema esculentum, 4776 nucleotides long. Its product is annotated as gamma-butyrobetaine dioxygenase. Gene Ontology annotation, biological process: carnitine biosynthetic process. NCBI's taxonomy places the organism in Eukaryota, Metazoa, Cnidaria, Scyphozoa, Rhizostomeae, Rhizostomatidae. The record is from RefSeq and is a predicted model, not a curated record. Gene Ontology annotation, cellular component: mitochondrion. Gene Ontology annotation, molecular function: oxidoreductase activity.